AUGUAUGUGAAAUGGGUUGAUACAGGAAUGUUAUACUAUGUGAUUUUUUACUAUAUUUAGUGAAUGUCACUUUUUCACAUUUUUAAAUUUCCCGCCAGUUCCGUCCCCGUACGUCCCGACGUCGCAGGGAAGGGAACCCAAAAGACGGAUGCCGGCUUUGCCCAGAGGACAUUGCCAGGGUCGCUGCAGGAGGGACAUCGCGGGAGCGCAGGACAAGGUAAGUAAAGAAGAGAUCCCGGAGCAACGCUGCAUGGUAUUCCCGAGUGUAGCUCGGAGUUACCGCUUGUGCUACACUCGGGAAUACCUCCAGGGAGGU
Staurois parvus is the source of this 316-nucleotide messenger RNA. NCBI's taxonomy places the organism in Eukaryota, Metazoa, Chordata, Amphibia, Anura, Ranidae. The record is from the annotation of a GenBank genome assembly.